AGCUGGGCCAAUCCCCUUGGUGGAGGAAGCUCGGCUGAUUCUCGUCUCACUCUGGAGGGUAGUAAAGGGUGGCGGUCUGGGGCUAGAGUUCGGUGGGUGCAGCCUGCUUGCAAGCUGAGGCCAGCCAGGGGGGCGCUUACGGACGGAAAAGAAAAUCUGAUUGCAAACGGGACCAUAUUUUGCUUUGAAAUGGAACCAGCAGUUAGUGAGCCAGUGAGAGACCAAGUUGCAUGGACGCAUUUGACAGAGGAUAUUCCCAGAGUGAGUACUGACAUAGAAAAGGUUAACCAGAAUCAGGCUAAGAAAUGCACAGUGAUCGGGGGCUCUGGAUUCCUGGGGCAGCACAUGGUGGAGCAGUUGCUGGCAAGAGGAUAUGCUGUCAAUGUCUUUGACAUCCGGCAAGGGUUUGAUAAUCCCCAGGUGCAGUUCUUUGUGGGUGACCUCUGCAGCCGACAGGAUCUGUACCCAGCUCUGAAAGGUGUAAACACAGUUUUCCACUGUGCAUCACCCCCGCCAUCCAGUAACAACAAGGAACUCUUUUAUAGAGUGAAUUACAAUGGCACCAAGAAUGUCAUUGAAACUUGCAAAGAGGCUGGGGUUCAGAAACUCAUUUUAACCAGUACUGCCAGUGUCAUCUUUGAGGGUGUCGAUAUCAAGAAUGGAACUGAAGACCUUCCCUAUGCCAUGAAACCCAUUGACUACUACACAGAGACUAAGAUCUUACAGGAGAGGGUAGUCCUGGGUGCCAACGAUCCUGAGAAGAAUUUCUUAACCACAGCCAUCCGCCCUCACGGCAUUUUCGGCCCAAGGGACCCCCAGCUGGUACCCAUCCUCAUCGAGGCAGCCAGGAAUGGCAAGAUGAAGUUUGUGAUAGGGAACGGGAAGAACCUGGUGGACUUUACCUUUGUGGAUAACGUGGUCCAUGGACACAUCCUAGCUGCAGAGCAGCUCUCCCACGAUGCAACCCUAGGUGGGAAGGCAUUUCACAUCACCAAUGACGAGCCCAUCCCUUUCUGGACAUUCCUGUCUCGCAUCCUGACAGGCCUCAAUUAUGAGGCCCCCAAGUACUACAUCCCCUACUGGGUGGCCUACUACCUGGCCCUCCUGCUGUCGCUGCUGGUGAUGGUGGUCAGCCCUGUCAUCCAGCUGCAACCCACCUUCACACCCAUGCGGGUCGCGCUGGCUGGCACAUUCCACUACUACAGCUGUGAGAGAGCCAAAAAGGCCAUGGGUUACCAGCCACUAGUGACCAUGGAUGACGCUGUGGAGAGGACCGUGCAGAGCUUUCGCCACCUGCAGAGGGUCAAGUGAGGGACCUUGGAGGCUGGGCUCUCUCUACACGUUCCCCAGCCAGUAACUCUCUCCCCUGUGGACUGAUGACAUAGCAUCCUUCGAAUGAUUUCUCUUUGAGUCUGUGACUCCUCUUACUAGGUAGAGAGCGCACCCUACCCUUUCCAUAAUGACAAAGACAGCAAAAACAGACAUUUCUUCCUUCAUGGAAUUGGAUUUGGGUUUCUUAAGCAGGCAGCUUCAUAUUAUUACUGAUUUGUUCUCUG
Molecule: messenger RNA, 1556 nt
Organism: Sapajus apella (tufted capuchin)
Lineage: Eukaryota; Metazoa; Chordata; Mammalia; Primates; Cebidae
Gene: NSDHL
Product: NAD(P) dependent steroid dehydrogenase-like
Exons: 8
Coding region: 190-1311 (373 amino acids)
Biological process (GO): steroid biosynthetic process
Molecular function (GO): 3-beta-hydroxy-Delta5-steroid dehydrogenase (NAD+) activity
Source: RefSeq, a predicted model, not a curated record